This is a messenger RNA of Halichondria panicea, 7509 nucleotides long. RefSeq lists its product as uncharacterized. Lineage: Eukaryota; Metazoa; Porifera; Demospongiae; Suberitida; Halichondriidae. The record is from RefSeq and is a predicted model, not a curated record. Bases 2770 to 7287 code for a protein of 1505 amino acids. The transcript has 3 exons.
AACGAAGCAAUAGGAAAGUCUGGAAUCGAAUGUGCAUGGGAGUCGAAUACUCUUAAUUCAUACUCCUGUAGACACACAUCUCUAUCUCAACUCCAUUGAUACAUGUGAUAAAAGAGCACUUGUUGACUAUAUUUAUAAUUAGAGCAAAAGUAGUUAAACAAAAAAGAUUGCAACGUCCAUUAAAACUUGAUCAAUUAUCUGGUGGAGACUUUGAGCAUUCUACUAGGAGAUCAUGCUGAGCAGUUAUUGAUUCGUAGCUUCUCACAUGUGCAAAUCAUUAGCCAAAACACAAGUACAAUUGUAUUUGGAUUCCGUAUGAUACGGUUUUUUUUAGUGUUACUGUACUUAUGAAUUGAGUUUUGAACGUUGGAGUUUCGUUGGAGUGAAUGUUGGACCUCAAAAAUUUAAUCAAAGUUUUAUCCUUGACGGUGCAAAUUAUGUGUACAUAUAAAACUGCUACUUUUCGAACUUGGAAAACCACCUCGUUAAAAUUGCUAAUACUCAAACUGAAACAUUUGAGAGCACUCUUUUUAUGAACAUCACUGGUCAGGCAUUGCACGUUGAGGCUGAUGAUGUGUACAUAACAAAUAGUGUGUUCACUAGAAAUGAUGGAGGUGCAGUUUACAUUGAAUCAAACUAGUCUCUAAUCCACAGCACAAAGUUCCACUAUAACAGUGCUGAGAGCGGAGGAGCAGUAAAAGUGGUAUCUGGAACUGUAGUGAUCACUUGGUGUAUCCAAAUAACAAAGCUUCUCAGAAGCUAGGGUGGAGCGAUUGAUGUUCACUCAGGUAAUGUGUCCAUCUCCAACAGUGAGCUGACAAAAAAACUGUGCUAACCAUGGUGGAGCGAUUGGUGUUGACUCAGGUACUGUGUCCAUCUCCAACAGUGAGCUCACAAACAACAGAGUGACAUACAACAGUGCUGACUAUGGUGGAGCAAUUAAUGUUAAACAGUUGUGUGUGUAUCUCUCACAGUGAGCUGACACACAACAGAGCUGAGUAUGGUGGUAGAGCGAUUGGUGUUCACUCAGGUAAAUUAAUGUGUCCAUCUCCAAUAGUAAGCUGACAACUAGUGAGGGUGGAACAAUUCAUGUCUCCUAAUUUUCCACCUUGAUCAUCAACAACACUAACAUUACUAAUAACAUGGUCAGUUUGAACAUUUCGCAGUCAAAUGUACAUUCACUGGAAUAAAUAUUGUCAGCAACAAUGGUCGUUCUAUUUAAGUUUUCAAUAGUCGAGUCGACUUUAAUGGACCUUCAAAACUGAGUAACAAUCAUGCUAUGUUUGGUGGAGCCAUCAGCGCUGACCUGAGUGCAAUAUACAUUAACACUGAAGGAGUAAUCGUCACCAACAACACAGCUACCUCUGGAGGAGGGCUAUUUCUGAGAGAGAGUACACUCUUUGUAAAUGAGCCAAUAAAGAUCUAUCACAAGCAGAGGAUGGAGGAGGGAUUUAUGCAUAUUCCAGUAUAGAGUUGAGUUCCACUCAGUGCAGGUGGUAAAAGAUGCAGAUGAUGAGCCACGUCCUCCAAACAACAGAGUUAGAUUACUCACAACAUUGCUGAGAAUAAUGGUGGAGGUAUACACGCAGUAUCUUAAACUAUAGAUAUUCAAUCACACACCAACAUUGACUCAAGCAUAGCUAAAGCUAGUAGAGGUGGAGUGUAUCUACAGCAAAGUUCGAAGCUGUACCUAUUUAAAACACUUGAUGAAACUUUUGAGUCAAUUUAAUGAUCAACCAACAACUCGACUGAGUAUGGAGGAGGGAUAUUUGUGCAGAUGACACACAGAGGAGCGUGUGUGGAGGAGGGGUCACAGAAGAUGAUGACAUACUCGCACCAUUUUUGCUGACUGCUUCAUUCAACUGUACGAGUGGUACGAGUUUACAACACCUUCAUGACUAACAAUACAGCUACCCAGUCAGGAGCAGACAUCUACAGAGGUUUGUUGGGAGUCACAACAUUAAUUUGUGUAAGUACACCACAUCAAGCUGUGUGAAAGGUAUACACAUGUAUGGCACCACAUAUGAAUACAUGGCCAUUGAGGUUGCCAACUACCGUCUGUGAUCUCACAUCAAGCUGUGCGGAAGGUAUACACAUGCAUGGCAUCACAUAUGAAUACAUGGCCAUUGAGGUUGCCAACUACCGUCUGUGAUCUAGCCACGUCAAAAUCUCCCUAUGUCCACAACAAUGAACCCACAAAAAUAACACCCUUUAGGCCUAUAGCUGUUAGGCUAUGAAAGAGACGUAUUGAAUUGAAAUUGAGGAUACAAUAUACUUGGACACAUCACUGAAUUAAUCCCUGCAUAGUUUAGGAGACCAAUGCCUUAACUAUUAGGCCUAACAAACCAUUAUCCUAUGCUCUUCGAGAAUAACUUAUGGAAGAUCUAAAAUGUACCUGGUCAUAAAAUUUGCAGGCCAGCCAAGUAUAGACACCAUCACCGUUGCCAAGCAACGGGGAUACCAACUGCUGCACUGAUGUUGAUAUGGUUAAUCAAAACUUUUUGUUGUAUUCUAUCACUACACUACCAGUGUGGCAGCGAUAGAAUGUAUACCAUAUUAUCUCAUAAUGUGGGGUCUCAGUGCUUUGACAUGUAAUACUCUCGACAGCUGGACUUUUUAACUAAUUAUUGGGAUUAUAAAAGAAGAGCGCUUGUUGACUAGCAAAAGUAGUGAAACGAAUUGAGAGUGUGUGAUAAAACCUCUAAUUUACUUCUUGAAAACGGCUACCUUCCCUCGCUAAGUACUAAAACUACAGCAUCCAACAAAUAUAUGCUGUCUAGAAAUAUUCUCAGCUGGUUAGUACUGCUACUGACCCUAGCUACUGUUACCAGGAGUGAGCACUAUCACAUUGUGCCAGCGGAUUCAACCAAGUUGUGUCAUGACUAUCGAAAUGGAACUUGUUUCACUCUCGAGCAGCUUGUUCAAAUAGACCUGUUAUCUGGUGGAGACAAUCUCACCUUGAGCUUUCUAUCUGGAAAUCAUGUGUUAACGGAACAGAUACUGAUUUUUAACUUCUCACAUGUGAAAAUCACUGGCCAGAACACAACUACAGCUGUAGUUGGAUUUCAUAGCAAUGAUAUGAUACGUUUUGUUAGUAUUACUGAUUUAAUUAUUGAACGCUUAAGUUUCGUUGGAGCAAAUGUUGGACAACAUAACUCACAUCAAGGUUUGAUCAUUGAUAAUGCCCGCAAUGUUUAUAUCAAGGACUGCUACUUUAUGGACUUUGUAUUACUCAAUCAGGUGGAAACCAACAUUAUAGUUAAGAUUGCUAAUACUCAAACAGCAACGAUUGAGAGCACUCUCUUUAUGAACAACAUUGGUCGGGCACUGCAGGUUGAGGCUGAUAAUGUGUACAUAACAAAUAGCAAGUUUGAAUCAAACAAUGCAUUGAUCGACAACACAAAGUUCAGCUACAACAAUGCUGUGAGCGGAGGAGCAGUAAAAGUGGUAUCUGGUGCUGUAGUGAUUGCUUGGUGUGACUUCACAAAUAACAAAGCUUCUCAGAAUGGUGGAGCGAUAUUUGUUGGCUCAGGCAGUAGUGGAUCUAUCUCCAACAGUGAGCCGAAAAAAAACAGAGCUGGUUUUAGUGGAGCGAUUAGUGUUAUUGACUCAGGUAAUGUAUCCAUCUCCAACAGUGAGCUGACAAACAACAGAGCUGUCAAUGGUGAUGGUGGAGCAAUUUAUGUUUUCUCAGGAAGUGUAUCUAUCUUCCACAGUGAGCUGACAAAUAACAAUGCUCGCUAUGGCGGAGCGAUUAGUAUUGACUCAGGCCAUGCGUCCAUCUCCAACAGUGAGCUGACAUACAACAGUGCUAACUAUGAUGGUGGAGCGAUUUCAGUUAGAUCAGCCAGUGUGUCCAUCUCCAAAAGUGAGCUGACAUACAACAGAGGUAACAUUGGUGGAGCAGCGAUUUAUGUUGACUCAGGCAGUGUGUUCAUUUCCGGAAGUGAGCUUACAAACAACAGUGCUAACUAUGGUGGUGGAGCGAUUUAUGUUGACUCAGGUAGUGUAUUCAUUUCCAACAGUGAGCUGACAAAUAACGGAGCUCACAUUGGUGGAGCAAUUCUUGUUGUUGCCUCAGGUAGUGCGUCUAUCUCCAACAGUGAGCUGACACACAACAGAGCUAACUUAGGUGGAGCGAUUAGUGCUAUUGACUCAGGGAAUGUGUCCAUCUCCAACACUACGCUGACACACAACAGAGCUAAUAAGGGUGGAACAAUUGAUGUCUUCCAAGAUUCCACCCUGAUCAUCCACUACACUGACAUUACUAAUAACAUGGGCAGUUUGAACAUUUUGAACAUUUUGCAGUCAAACGUAAUGUUCACUGGAAUGAAUAUUGUCAGCAAUAACAAUGGCCCUGUUUAUGCUUUCAACAGUCGAGUCGAGUUUAAUGGACCUACAACACUCAGUAACAAUCGUGGUGCGUUGGGUGGAGCUAUAAGCCUUGUCCUGAGUCAAAUGUAUAUAAAUACGGAAGGAGUAAUUAUCUCCAACAACAAGGCUACCUCUGGAGGGGGGAUAUUUCUGAGAGAGAGUACACUCUUUGUAAAUAAGCCAAUAAAGAUCUAUCACAACACAGCACAUGAUGGUGGAGGGAUUUAUACACAUUCAAGUACAGUUGAAUUUCAAUCUCCAACUCGUGGGGGUACAAAUAAACACGAGAUUACUGACAACAAUGCUGAAAAUAAUGGUGGAGGUGUUUAUGCAGUAGCUACAACUAUUAAACUAACUCAAUCGUACGUUAACAUUAACUCAAACACAGCUAACGCUAAUGGAGGUGGAAUUUAUCUACAACAAACUUCAAAAGUGUACCUAUUUAAAGAAAAUGAAGAAGCUAAGACUUGGAAUGAAUUUUUUAUCAAGUUAAUGAUUAACAACAACUCGGCUCAGUAUGGAGGGGGAAUAUUUGUGGCAGAUGGCACAGAGAGUGGUGCCUGCAGAGUAGGGGCCACAGACGAUAAUGCUAGUCAAACCAUUUUUGCUGGCUGUUUCAUUCAAACAAUUAAAUUGUAUGGGAACCGCUAUUAUAAUUAUCAAAACCAUUUCAACACAUUCAUGAUUAACAACACAGCUACCCAGUCAGGAGCAGACAUCUACGGAGGUCUGUUGGACAGGUGUGCAGUAAACAAAUAUGCUGAAUAUGACACAUCAAAUGGAUCUGGAUUGGACUACAUAAAUAACACCAUAAAAUCCUAUACCAAAUUAACCAUCUCAUCUAGGCCUGUUAAAAUAAUUUUUUGCAAAAAUGACUGUAAUAUUAUUUCUAUAAAAAAGGGACACACGUUUAAAAUCAGUGUUAUGGCUGUUGACCAAGUUGGAAAUCCAAUGAAUGCCACAAUUCACAGUUCUGUUAUCACUGAGAGUAGGGUUGAUCGUCUUAAAGAAGGACAGGCAGAACAAGAAGUUGGCAAUCAAUGCACAGAAUUAGAGUACAAUGUAUUCUCACAAGACAGCUCUGCUCAAAUGGAACUCUAUGCUGAGGGUCCAUGCAUCAAUUUGGGGAUUUCAAGACAACUUAUUAACAUUCAUUUUCAACCCUGCAUAUGCCCUAUUGGGCUCAAACCAGUUCAGUCAGACAUUGAGUGUAAGUGUGACUGUGAUCCAGACUUGCAGCAAAGAUAUCAGAUAACAAAUUGUUUCGAGGAAAAUGGAACCAUAAUUCUGGAAAGAAAUAACAACACAUGGACAGAGGUCAUAAAUACUACCAACGGAACAGGGUAUGUUGUUAGCAGCUGUACACUUGACUAUUGCGUACAAAAACCAGUUAACAUCAGUCUAAGUAACCGUGAAAAACAAUGUGCCUACAAUCGAAGUGGUGUCUUGUGUGGAGAAUGUGAACCAGGACUCAGUCUUGUCUUGGCUACAUCAAACUGUAAAAAAUGUUCUAAUAUUUACCUUCUUCUACUAAUACCAUUUGCGCUGGCUGGCAUAUUGCUAGUUUCUUUAAUUCUCGUGCUCAACAUCACUAUAGCAACCGGAAACAUUCAUGGCCUCAUAUUUUACGCCAACAUAGUAGCUGCUAAUAGAGCAAUUUUCUUUCCUAGUUUAAACAACUUUGUAACAGUUUUUAUAUCAUGGGUGAAUCUUGACCUGGGAAUUGACACGUGCUUUUACGAUGGAAUGAACUCUCAAGGAAAAGUGCUCCUUCAACUUGUCUUUCCCGCUUACUUGUUUCUUCUAAUGUUUCUUAUUAUAAUUUUGAGCAAGUACUUUGACUCAUUUUCAAAGCUCCUCUCUAACAGGAACCCAGUUGCUGCCCUAGGCACACUCGUUCUACUCUCUUACUCUAAAUUCUUACGGUUUAUCGUUGCUGCACUACAAAACAGGGUCUUGGAAUAUUCCGACGGUUCAACCAAGACUGUUUGGUUGUUUGACGGCAAUGUGCUAUACUUCACUCCCAAUAACAUUCCUCAGUUUGUUGCUGCUAUUAUAAUCCUCAUUGCUGGUGUAUUGUUCACUGUACUGCUUUUUUUUGGACAAUGGUUUCCUCGCUGCUCCAAUGUUAUGAUAUGGACCAAGAACACAUACUACAAUGGUUUCAUAGAUGCAUACCAUGCUCCAUUCACUCCCAAGCAUCGGUACUGGGUGGGACUGCUCCUCUUUGCUCUGAUAGCUCAUAAUCUAGUAGUUGCCAUGGCUCCAAACACUUCUCUCCCUGUGCUAUCAGCUGGGUGUAUUGCAUUCGGACUGAUAUCAUUGACCAACCGAGUGCACAAAAAGAAACUUAGUGACUAUCUAGAAACAUUGUUUCUGCUUAAUCUCGGCAUUCUAUCCAUUGGCACUUCAUAUGUUGUUGAAACACACCAACAGCAAGAAACACUGACCAUUGUUUCAAUGUCUAUAGCUUUCAUUCUCUUUGUGACAAUAAUCAGCUACCAUUUCUACCACUUUAUACUAAAGAAGACCAAAACAUGGCUUGUAAAAAUCUUGACAACUGGGGCUGCAUACAAAAGGAACCGACAACAUAAUAAUGCCAUGGAAAUGCAGCAGCUUGCAGCAAAUGAAAUUGAUGAUGAUGACAAUGAACAACUUAUAGUUGAGCAAAUAGACAUUGUGGACACACUACCUUACACUGAUGGAGCCAUGGAAGAAACUGACCCUGAUCGUUACAUCACUCCUCCCAUCAUCAGACCUGCCACGAGGCCAGACCAGCUGAGAGAGCCUGCCCUGGACGUACUAGCCCCCCUCACCGCAGAGGACUACAGACCAGCCCCUCCCCCUACAAGAGUCAACCAUCGUCCUGUUGUUACACACACAGAAAUAGGCCCCAUACGCAAUGAAUUGUGAAUUGUCAUAAUUAUUUAGCUAAGAUACCCAAUAAAGUUCGUAGGCGUUGUAUAGUUCCAACAGUUACUGUAGUUGGCAAUUGUUUAUGUAAUUAGAGAUAGGCUUUUUUGUAGAGAUAAUAAUGGAUGUUCUAUAAUUGUGUACUUAUUAUUUUGAUUCCCACAAAAUUUUGGCUAGCAAGUAUAAUUAUGUAUGCUAGAUCUACUAUAUAAUAGAUUAUAA